AUGAAUGGUCAGAACCAUGAUAAAGACUCGACUUCACAACACGAUGUAGAAGGAGUAGAUUCUACGGCGACGACCUUGCUUGGUAGUCCAGCCUCUGCGGUGGUAGGAACUGCUACUACAUCGAUCGACUAUGCAGCUGGAGAGUACACCAGGCACCGACAGGAUGACAAGAAAGAGCAUGAUCUUGAAUAUGAUACUUCGGAGGAUGAGGAUGGCUUUACGGGAGAGGGCGAGCAUCUACUCGCUGGCGACAUAACAGCCACCAUAGACACAAACAUCACACACUCAGCCAACGUAGACGACCUCGACCCACAACCACCUUCACAACCCAAAGCAGACUCUAAGUCUAACCCAGUAUCCUGGUCCUCACUACCACAAAAGCGUCAACUCGCCAUCCUUACCCUCAGCCGCCUUUCCGAGCCUCUAGCCUCAACAAGCCUGCAAUCAUACAUCUUCUACCAACUGAAGACUUUCCAUGCUCCAGGCGCAUCUCCACCAACAGACGCAACAGUAGCAACACAAGCCGGUAUCCUCGCUGCCGCGUUCACAGGAGCCCAGAUGUGUACGGCUGUGCUAUGGGGCAGGGCGGCUGAUAGUGAGAGGAUGGGAAGGAAGAAAGUCAUUCUUGUUGGGCUUCUGGGUACAUCGAUUGGAGUACUGGGCUUCGGAUUCUCCUCGUCUUUCGCGCAAGCGGUGGUCUGGAGAGCAAUAGGUGGAGCGUUGAACGGGAAUAUUGGUGUCAUGAGGACAAUGAUUUCCGAGAUUGUGAGGGAGAAGAGGUUUCAGUCCCGAGCUUUCUUGCUCUUGCCGAUGACGUUCAAUGUUGGUGUUAUCAUUGGACCGCUAUUAGGUGGUCUGCUGGCGGAUCCGGUGGGAAGCUAUCCAUGGUUGUUUGGGAAAGAGUACGGUGGAUGGUUGAGGAUGUGGCCUUACGCGCUACCAAGUGUUGUUUGUGCUGCGUUUCUGUCAUUCAGUGCACUGGGUGUAAUUCUCGGACUCGAGGAGACGCUAGAGGGUCUGCAGGGCAAGCCGGACUAUGGGUUGAGAUUCAGUAGUUGGGUCGCAAGAACAUUCGGCUGGUCGAAGAGGAGGAGCCAGGAGUAUCAAAGUCUGGCCGCUCAUGAGCAUGCUGUUCAAGACUUCGAAAUGUCCGCCCCUCACCACUCACGUCAACCUUCAGCAAUCAAGAAGCAGAAGUUACCACUCUCCCGUAUCUGGACACCUAACGUUGUCCUGACUCUCCUAGCCCAUGGCUGCCUCGCCGCCCACGUGGGCUGCUUCAACAAUCUCUGGUUCGUCUUCCUCUCCACGCCUCGCUAUACUGCCAGGAGCAAGAACAAUGAUGGCGAUAGCACUACAAUCCAUCUUCCCAAAGGUUAUACGCCGCACGCGCCGUUCACCUUCACGGGUGGUCUUGCGCUCCCACCACCAAGUAUUGGUACCGCAUUAGCUAUCUUGGGCGUGAUUGGCAUCAGUAUGCAAUUACUUCUCUAUCCGAGGGUGAGUUGGAGAUUGGGUACGGUGAGAAGUUAUCGAUACUCGCUUCUCCUGUUCCCGAUAUCGUACACGCUUGCGCCGUAUUUGGCUGUCAUACCCUCUUCCUCCCCGGCUCCUCAUCCAGCCAGUGGAGGAUGGAUCUGGACGGCCAUUACCUUCCUCCUACUCAUCCAGGUCACGGCCCGGACGUUCUCGCUACCGGCUACGGCUAUACUGGUCAAUAAUUCUUGUCCGCAUCCCAGCGUGCUCGGGACGGUGCAUGGGAUCGCACAGACGGUCUCGAGUGCUGCGAGAACUGUUGGCCCGGUGCUUGUGGGCUGGGGAUACGGAAGGGGGCUGGAAAAGGGCGUGGUUGGUGCUGCUUGGUGGGGUCUUGCAAUCUGGGCUGUGCUUGGUGUGGUGGUUGGGCGAUGGGUCAGAGAGGGAAGCGGGCAUGAGAUCUUCCUUGAGGGAGAGGUUGAGGAGGGAAAGGGCUGA
Messenger RNA from Recurvomyces mirabilis, 1974 nucleotides. RefSeq lists its product as uncharacterized. Bases 1 to 1974 code for a protein of 657 amino acids. The record is from RefSeq and is a predicted model, not a curated record. Gene Ontology annotation, molecular function: transmembrane transporter activity. The transcript has a single exon. Gene Ontology annotation, biological process: transmembrane transport. NCBI's taxonomy places the organism in Eukaryota, Fungi, Ascomycota, Dothideomycetes, Mycosphaerellales, Teratosphaeriaceae.